AUACCAAAAUAAAUAUGGUGCAUGUAUGUAGCGACCCCGGUAGUCAGCUAGAUCUGCAACUGUUGAUGUUGUGAACUUGUAAAGAUGGUUUAGAAACUUCGUUUUGAAUUAUUUUAAGCGAAAAAUAUAGAUUUGCUCAAAAUUUAGGUCUCGUUGUUUAUUAUAUUCUCUUUUGUGCAUUGAAAAUUCAAACUUACAACCCCAAAAAUAUAAAUUUGGAAACUUGUUGUUAGCUUAGGAGUGCUUUCGAUCGCACCGCAGUUUGAAGAUAAUCCACGCCUGGACUUCGGGGCGCUCUUUCGGUCAGUGUGCCGUCGGCCGCCUGUGUUGUGUGACUGUGAGUGUGAGACUGAGCUGAGAGCAGAUCAAUCAUCAAGCCUGCUGGCCUGACUAAGUUUUGGGUCUACGACCUCACCAGUAAACAAUACAAGCAGAGAUCACACCUUAAAGUACGAUAAAGGGUAUUUUCAAUAAAAUGGCCACUGUUGCUACUCCACCUUCAAAUGGCGGCAUUCUUCGACAAACGCCUCCAACUCCAAAUUCGCAAGAAAGUGAGGCUGUAACUGCUAGCAAUACAGGAAAAUUCAAAGACAGAAACCCUGACAUGACUGCGGCAGGAAAACUCAUAACAAUGGAAGGAGAGACAACAAGAGAUUGUAUGAAUAUUCCAAGGGUUCUUACUCCACCACUUGUUAAGAAAUUCCGCAACACAACACGACCUGAGCCCCAAGUCAGGAGAGUUUUCUAUGGGAAAGCAGAUGACCCUGACGUUGCCUCUACUGUAUCUCAUGGUGUUAUUACAACAGGUUCAUUAAAGGCUGGAGAAGUUGUCAGCCCCAAUCCAAAGACGCUUUUUGAGCAGCGGCUUGCUGACAAGAAAGAAUCUCAGUAUGCCAGUAAACAGAAAGCACCUCUUGGCUCAUCUCAUGAUCAGAGACCUGGCCUUCCCAAGGACAUGAACCCUCUUGAGAAAACAUUUGGCACUCCAAAUAUCUUCGAUUGUUCGGCUGGAGAGCUUGUGAGCCCAGCGAAGACAUACCAGCAAGUUUAUGUUGAGAGUGAAGAAGGUCGUGACCUCUACAGGAAAACACAUCAUAACUUUCAUGUUGGAGAGCCGGUUGACAGGGAUUAUGACUGGUCACAGUACCCAAAAGAUGGAUUAUUUGGCAUACCCACUCCACACGAUAAUGAUGGCAAGAACGUCUCUCAAACUUUGAAAUGGCUGCGAAAUGAUCAGUUGGAUAAAGGCACCAAGAUCGUAUCCAAACGCGUUGAUGACUUCAGGGAGCGUACCCAGCCUCAGCUUGGACAGGUCCAUGACCCCAUCAAAGAUACCCUGACAGUUCCUCCUGACCACUCCUUUGGUAUCCUGAUCAAACCGGAUGAAUAUGGAGCAGGGGAUCUUAUGCAUGGAAGGUACCCUGGUAGUUAUCUCAGGGGGAAAGACAGAGAAAGGGGACUUGUAGCCGCCAUCAGACAACAGCUUAAGAAAGCCAACUAUCACAAUUUUAACAACCUGCAGGCUGCAUUUAAUCAUUAUGACAAGAAUGGUGACGGCAAGGUAGACAUCAAUGAGUUACGGCUCUGCUGUGAUCAGUUCAGUCUUCCCAUUGAACCAGAGCUCUUGGAGCAGCUCAUUCUCUACUGCGAUGCCAACUCAGACGGCUGCAUCGAUUACAACGAAUUUGCAAACUUCCUCAACUGGAAGGACAAGAUGAACGAAGGAGAGAGACUAACCAACCCUGCAUCUGCUGCUGUGAAAGAUGAAGCAGAGGGAACAAAGGAAGGAACACCUGAAAGAAUGAAGAAGCAGAUAGACCAAGCCAUUGGUGGUCAUAGAACAUCUGCUCAGAUGAUCAAUGCUGUGGUCGGUGGAGUCUCCACGAAAGGUUACAGAACUUAUGGUGUACCAACCGUCCGAAGCGAUAUUGCAGCUCCAAGAACAAAACGAAUCAGUGACACAAAGAAUUAUGGUGACGAAUCUGAUGCAUAUGGUCUUAUCAAUCCAUCUAUGUACAGUAAUAAGGGUAUCUAUGAGAAGGACUUUUUCCAGCCAAGAGAACCGGAACAAAUCAAAGGAAUUUUUUCCAACAUCGGUGUUGAGAUGGAUCCAGAGACAUUCCAAAAGCUCUGGAUGGUAGCAUCUACAAGGAGUGAUGGAGGUCAGGUCAGUGUGGAAAGCUUUAGGAAUGUCUUAGAUGAGGUCCAAGCCUUGCAACUAGCUGAUGAAGCUCAGACGCUAGGAAGACCAGAAUUGGUUUAAGCCACCUUCACAUCUAGCCACUUCAGAACUCAUUUAAUGGUCAUGAGGAAAAAUAUAAGUGAUGGAUGUCACAAACUUAAACUACCACAAAUAUGGCAAAGAUGAGAAAGAAUACUGCAGAAUCUUUCAUAUUGAUAUGAACUCGGUCCAUUCUUCAAGUGCUGAACCAAUGACCAAAUUAUUUGGUCUGUGCAUCACUCCAUUUCAAGUCAAUAUCAUUUGCCAAGAUUCAAAUUUCAUGAGGACAUCAACAUUUUAGCAUAUAUUUUUUGGGGAAAGGAGAUUUAUUUACUACAGAUGGAUGUUUGUCAUGUGGGGAAGAUAAAAUUUUACAAUAAUUCUCAUGUCAUUUGAGCUCUCCAGACUCAAAUAUAAAGAAAUUGAUGGAAUAAAAUAUAAAUCAUCUUUAGCUAGGAAUUAUUCACCUGAAUUAGAUUUGUACAUUUGAUUAUUAUGUACACAUUACAAUGCUCUAUGUGAUAUACACAUGUACAAACCAGUCUUCUUCAUGAUUAAUUGUACUUAAUCUAUGCAAGUGCACACCACUCCACCCAUCUUUUUUAUCAUCAAUAUUUCAUUUAUCAAUUUGUAUCAUACAAUCUUGAUUAUUAAGUGGGGUUCACAUAGUAAGAAAGGAAACUUUGAAGAAAUUAGUUAUUAGUGAUAUAUAUCAUAUAUUUGGACUUGCAAAGAAUACCAACCUGCUGAAUGAUGAUCAUUAUUUCCACUAUUUCUUCCAGUAUACUUCAUUAUUUCUAAUAGUGAACUACUACAUGUAUGUGCCUUGAUUAAGCAGACGUGCUUGUAGAAUUAGAUUUUGAAAAGCAAUUUUCUAAUUCCACCAUUCUAUGCACUGUUAUAAGUGUUCUGCAGUAUUUUCACCCUACUACUGUUUACAAACCUAUGUGUAUUUAUUUAUCCAUUGGUGCAGAUCUAGCCAUGUUUGAAUAUAUAAAUUGACUUGGUGCCUAUACAAGUAAAUCAUUUAUCAGAUAUUCUGUUUACACUUUGCUUCAAUAAGUUAUAUCACUUGCAUUGAUGUCAGGACACAAUGUAUAGGGAUUUCUAAAUUCAUUAUUUAAAUAUUUAAGUCUGAAUCAUUCCAAUAUGUACUAGAACAAGCUGCCUUUGUCAAGUUGUUUAUGAAGUAUAAUCCGUCCACACUCAUUUGUGUCAUUGAUCAUAAACUAUUCAUCUAUUGUGUGUGCCUUGAUAGUAUUCAAACUAAUCCACCGAAUAUCACCGAUAUUUCAAUCUAUGCAAAUUUAAAAUAUUGAUAAUCUAGUCAUGUAAAUUUCUGUACUUAUUUCAAUCUUCUAUCUUCCAUUACAUACAUUACCUACUCACGAUAAUCAGCAAGAAGAUAGUGUGCAGGUUUUCUUUUGAUCUUGACGUACCUACAGGACUUGUAAAUGGCCUUUCAGUUUCAAUGCAGUCUGUUUCAAUUGUUUGCACUGAUAUUAAUUUAUUAUGAUUCAAAUGUAGCAGCAUAAUUUUGCUUGUACGUGCAGAAUUAAAUUGAUCAGUUUAUUCUUAUUUCAUGUGAAUACUAUGUCUUGUGACUAGUAUGGACUCACUUUGUUUAAGGAUUUAUAUGAUAAGAUUCAACUAGGGUUGAAGUUGCUUCAAGUAAUUUCCAUUAUUUUUGCAGAGACAAUACAGAGUUCUUUCCUUCUUGUGUAAUAUAAACUCAUGCAGUGUCUUGAUUAUCUCUUGCAAGUACAUUAAACUCACAACAUUGAUUUUAUGCAACAUUAUUCCAUCCAGGAUCAUUAUACAGUGCCUCUCUUGUUUUCCAGAUGUGUAAUCUUUCAGUGUUUGCUAUUCUACAAAAUCUGUCAUCAUGUGUAUUCACUCCCCAGUAGAGAGCCGUGUUACAACAGUCAAAUAUGAAUAUGUAUAUUUUGUAUAUAUAAUGUAUUAUAAAAUAUGAAUAUAUCAGUGUAUGAUAUGCAAUAAAGAAAACAAGGUAAAUAGA
Messenger RNA from Lytechinus pictus (painted urchin), 4241 nucleotides. Its product is annotated as EF-hand domain-containing family member B-like. NCBI's taxonomy places the organism in Eukaryota, Metazoa, Echinodermata, Echinoidea, Temnopleuroida, Toxopneustidae. Gene Ontology annotation, molecular function: calcium ion binding. The record is from RefSeq and is a predicted model, not a curated record. The transcript has 9 exons. Bases 476 to 2263 code for a protein of 595 amino acids.